Balaenoptera musculus (blue whale) is the source of this 2936-nucleotide messenger RNA. Its product is annotated as serine/threonine-protein phosphatase 4 regulatory subunit 1-like. The record is from RefSeq and is a predicted model, not a curated record. Gene Ontology annotation, molecular function: protein phosphatase regulator activity. Gene Ontology annotation, biological process: protein dephosphorylation. Lineage: Eukaryota; Metazoa; Chordata; Mammalia; Artiodactyla; Balaenopteridae.
CCAAGAUGGCGGGGAUCCCCCUGUACUUUGUGGACUUGCAGGAUGACUUAGACGAUUAUGGAUCUGAGGACUACGGUCCCUCGUGCGACGGCAUGAGGGUGACAGCCUUCUUGGACGUUCUGGGCCAGGACAACCUGCCUGCACUUGCUCGCCUGGAGAAGUACACUUUCAGCGGCAACAUCUUCAGCCGUCAGAUUAUUGCCAGAGGGCUGCUUGAUCUCUUCCGGGACUUCAGUAACAAUGAAGAAGACUUCAUAACGGUAGUGGAGAUCGUGGUCAGAUUGUCAGAAGACGCAGAGCCCACAGUGCGGGCUGAGCUGCUGGAACAAAUUCCUCCUGUUGCCAUUUUUCUCCAGGAAAACAGAUCCGAUUUUCCAGUGGUGCUAUCUGAACGUCUCGCACCCAUCGUGGUGCGCUGCCUCACAGAUCCAGACAACCAGGUUAGAAAAUCAAGUCAGGAGGUGCUGUUGAUUCUUCUGGAACAAGAUCUAAUUUUCCAGCACGAUACUGGCAAAGUGUGUCCAGUCCUGCUGGCGCUGUCCGCCCCUGACAGUGACGAUGAGGACAGAGCAGAAGCCGUUGAGUGUAAGUCCAUAAUCUGCAAGCUGGCGUCAGUGCUGAGCAAGAGCACGGUUGAACGCCUGCAGCUCCCUCGCUUCUGUGAGCUGUGUGGUGAUGGGAAGCUCUUUCCAGUUCGGAAGGUAUGUGCCACAGAUUUUGGUGAUAUUUGUCAUGCUGUCAGACAAGAAGCCACUGAGAAAUUUUUGCUCCCGAAGUUUUUUGAGCUCUGCUCGGACAACGCGUGGGGGAUGAGGAAAGCCUGUGCGGAGUGCUUCAUGGCCGUGUCCCACAACACGUCCCCUGAGGGCUGCCGGGCCAGGCUCUCGCCGCUCUUUAUCACACUGAUCAGCGACCCCUGUCGAUGGGUGCGCCAGGCUGCCUUCGAGUCCCUGGGCCCCUUCAUCUUCACCUUUGCCAACCCCUCCAGGGCUGGCCUUUUUAUUCGAGAGGAUGGCACCCUGAGCAUCCGACCACCGGCUCCGGAUUCGGACUCGGAUUUCACUUCCGGGUCACCGGGUGCAGGCAGCCAUGGUAACAUGUCCUCAGCCUGCUCCUCCAGUGGCCUGAUGGAGAACCCAACGGAAGACUCUGUCUUGGCUGGAGCCGAGCUGACCAGGCUUCCCCCUGAGGCCACGAAGCUCCCCAGUGUUAACGACCUCCCCGUCAACAGCCAUCCUGGACCAGACUCCUGUGCCCGCCCGGGGAGUCCUGAGGACGUUUUCAAUAAUUUCCUUUAUUGGCGAACUCCUCCUCCUGACAUAAGCAAGGACUUAGAGCUGCUCCUGAGCGAGGCUGGCCCGCAGGAGGAAGGUGGCGGCACACCCGAGGCCGUGCACCAGAGCUGUGUUGCUAGGAGCGAGAUUCAGAGAGUUCUGGAUGGUUUGCAGGAGCAUAUGAUGAACGAUCCAGAUGUGCAAGGUCUCUGCAAGGGUUUCGCCUCCUUGCUUUUCAGCCAUGCGAACCGGUUCUCCGAUAAAAGCGGUUGGAUGCUCUGUGUGUGGCUGGCGUUUAGUUGGAAUGAAGUUAAUGGCCGUAAACAUCAGCACCUCGGUGAGCGCUCGCGCCAGGCGACCGACGUCCGGAAGGGGAGGGCUUGUGCGGCUGCACUGAGAGCCGCACAGCUAGACUCUGUGGAUGAGCCCGAGCGCCCGCCGACCGAAGGGCUCAAGGAGGUGUCCAUUUCAGGUCCCAGCCCAGCCCCUGGCGGUCAGCCGGCCCCGUCGGCUUCACCAGCGCGGAACGAGCUCACCGCGGCCGGGACGUUACAAAGCACAGGUCCAGGCAAACCUGGCAGUGGAACCAGUGACCGCUUGGAGACUGACCGGAGGCAUGGCUGCAGCCCACUUGAAGAGGAUAAAUCUAAAUUACAGGAUAUAAUACCUCAGCCCCUGCUAGAUCAGUACGUGUCCAUGACCGACCCAGCUCGAGCCCAGACCGUCGAUACCGACAUAGCCAAACGCUGUGCCUACAGCCUCCCGGGGGUGGCGCUGACCCUGGGCAGGCAGAAUUGGCACUGCCUGAAAGAUACGUACGAGACGCUGGCUUCCGACGUGCAGUGGAAGGUCCUUCGGACCCUAGCCUUCUCCAUCCACGAGCUGGCUGUGAUCCUUGGGGAUCAGUUAACGGCUGCCGACCUGCUGCCCAUCUUCAAAGGAUCUUUAAAGGACCUGGAUGAAGUACGAAUAGGAGUUCUGAAACACCUGUAUGACUUUCUAAAGUUGCUUCAUGAAGACAAGAGGAGAGAAUAUCUUUAUCAGCUUCAAGAAUUUGUAGUGACCGAUAACAGCAGGAAUUGGAGGUUUCGAUACGGAUUGGCAGAACAGCUGAUACUGAUUUUGGAACUCUAUAAUCCUAAUGAUGUUUAUGAUUAUUUAGUGCAUAUUGCCUUAAAGUUGUGUGCAGAUAAAGUUUCUGAAGUUCGGUGGAUCUCCUUCAAGCUAGUUGUAGCAAUUCUGCAGAAGUUCUAUUCCAACAGUGAAAGUGCGGUGGGGUUAAAUUUCAUCAAUGAACUCAUCCUAAGGUUCCGGCACUGUUCUAAGUGGGUCGGAAGGCAAGCGUUUGCUUUCAUUUGUCAGGCAGUGGUGAGCGAGGAGUGUAUCCCUGUGGACCAGUUUGUUGAACACUUACUCCCCAGCCUUUUAAGCCUUGCAUCAGAUCCUGUGCCAAAUGUAAGGGUUUUGCUCGCCAAAGCUCUAAGACAGACACUGUUGGAAAAGGUGUAUUUUAGAAAUGCCGGUAACCCUCAUCUUGAAGUCUUUGAAGAGACUGUCUUAGCUUUGCAGUCUGACUGGGACCAAGAUGUUUCCUUUUUUGCCACCCUAGAACCAAAGCGGCGGAAUAGUAUAGACACUACCAUGCUAGAAAACCAGAAUUAA